CUUAAAAACCCAACCCCUCUCUCAUUAGAUUCCACAAACACCUCUCCAAACAUUUCAUUUCAUUUCUCCUCUCCCCUUUUCUUUUCCUCUCUUUCCAUUUCAACUCCUUUCCCCAUGGCAGCGGAAAAAAUUCUAACAAGCCCCAUUGGAAGUCCUUCAAGGGACAAAGAGCUAGACCAAUUCCUCCCCAUUGCCAACGUGAGUCGGAUCAUGAAAAAGUCCCUCCCCACAAAUGCAAAGAUAUCGAAAGAAGCAAAGGAAACGGUCCAGACAUGCGUUUCCGAGUUCAUAAGCUUCAUAACAGGUGAAGCAUCCGAUAAGUGCCAAAGAGAGAAGAGGAAGACAAUCAACGGCGACGAUCUUCUGUGGGCUAUGAGAACCCUGGGGUUUGAAAACUAUGUGGGACCUUUGAUGGUUUACCUCACCAAGUACAGAGAGACUGAGGGAGAUCAUCUCAAGAACCCCAAUAUGAGUAGACAAGAAGAGCAGCCCCUUAGUGACAUUAAUGAUACUAUCAUCAACCAUGAAGUUAUUGGGUACGAGGAAAAUUGGGUGAAUGGUGGUUUUACUAUGGGAAAUUUCCAUCAACUUGGAUAGGAAAAAAGCUAAAAGGGCUAUGCCAAGCCAACUCAUCACCAUGGGGUUAACUGUUAAGGUGGUAGAUUUUAGUAACAUAUAAAAUGUUAAUCUCUAUAGUUUGUUUCUUCCCUUCUAACUUUUAGCCCUUGCGUAGUCCUGUUAUGUCUUAAGUUUUUUGAUUUGUAAUCGAUAUCAACACUGCCUAGCAAAGUGCAAGAAAAACCACAAUAACAUGAUGUAAAAUUGCAUUAGCUAUGGUGAUGUGUGAAUAUAUGGAGAAUUAUUCAAUGCUU
Molecule: messenger RNA, 872 nt
Organism: Rhododendron vialii
Lineage: Eukaryota; Viridiplantae; Streptophyta; Magnoliopsida; Ericales; Ericaceae
Product: nuclear transcription factor Y subunit B-1-like
Exons: 1
Coding region: 115-597 (160 amino acids)
Biological process (GO): regulation of transcription by RNA polymerase II
Cellular component (GO): CCAAT-binding factor complex; nucleus
Molecular function (GO): RNA polymerase II cis-regulatory region sequence-specific DNA binding; DNA-binding transcription activator activity, RNA polymerase II-specific; protein heterodimerization activity
Source: RefSeq, a predicted model, not a curated record